Molecule: messenger RNA, 4390 nt
Organism: Xylaria bambusicola
Lineage: Eukaryota; Fungi; Ascomycota; Sordariomycetes; Xylariales; Xylariaceae
Product: DDHD domain-containing protein
Exons: 8
Coding region: 588-3713 (1041 amino acids)
Cellular component (GO): cytoplasm
Molecular function (GO): glycerophospholipase activity; metal ion binding
Source: RefSeq, a predicted model, not a curated record
GUCCAACGGGGCAAAUCUAAGUAAGCAAAUAAUGUGCCUAGGGAUAGCUUUUCAUCUGCUGAAUACCGUUACCUAACUUUUAAGUUCUAGAUGGUGCUCUAGUUGGUGCCUUAGUACUGGAGUGCUGGUGGCUUGAUAGUGUCAUUUCCAUGUGACAAUCACCACGUGUACGGUACAGCAUGCGUGCCACUACCUCGACUACCGACCUGAGCAGAGCUAACCUAGCUUUCCACCACCGGUCAACCAAUCCAUCCAUGCUUUUUCAUAUUAAUAAUAAACGAUUACUCUGUAGCAGCUGCAGAUCGGCCGUAUCUUCGCCCUCUUGAGCAUCUCUGACGCUGGUUGUCUUCUUCGGCUGCUUAUGCUUGCCUCUUCAAUAGUUGUUGGCGUCGGACCCUGACCAUAUAUCCGUCCUCAGCCAACCCCGCAACAUUCUUUCUUCAAGCUACAUCAGAUUGCUGAAGAAAUAUUCUACGGUUGUAUUUCGCAUCUGACUCCGCCGCCGGCAUACGUUGCUCCAGUCGUCCAACGUAGCCGUCUAUCCACAUAGAAGUGUGUUCAAUUGGCCCCGCGGCCGUUUCGGCAGAAUGCCUACAGGUCCUGACAAUGCGGUCACCUCGGGUGAUGGAAAUGGGGAAAAGAAGCCGGAGAAGAGGCCGGAAAAGUCAUAUUUGGCUAGUGCCGUUGAGUCUAUAAAUCCAUGGACGACUCGAAGCACCACGCCAGUACCCAAGGACAGCUCUUCAGCCCCCCGGCCGAAACCAGCGGCGCAGCCGGCCCAAAAGGCAGAUGAUCAUUCUACAAACAGCUUAUAUGGUCAAAGCUUCAAGAAGUAUCCUGCCGACUGCCCCUCAGUGAAUGUCCUGUGGUUUCACGCUGUUGAUGUCCCGAAGCGCAAGCCGCAAUUGUUGAAGACCAAGAAGGAGCCGGAUAAUGUCAAGCCAGCCAUCCCGAAGAAGUUUGCCGCAUUUUCGAAUGUAGAUUCCAGGUCACUUGAAAAUGCGUACCAGAAGUUAUUGGAAGAGAUGGAGACUGGUCGUGGCAAAGGUGUACAUAUGCGCACACGCUCUAGCUCCCGCCGCUCUCAAGUGGAAGAUCCGCUAAUCACCGAGCCCGCUAAAGACUCGGAUGCCUUUACAUCGGGCUUACGAGUUCCAGUCAAUGAAGAUUUCCUAUUCGACGUAAAUAUCGAGCGUCGUGAAUUAGCCCCUGUAUACUGGCUUGGCCCCAUAUACGAGGUUCGUCGCGGCACGUGGUUUUAUCAAGAAGGCUCAUCACUGAGGCCUUGCGAGGAGAACUUAGCGGCCCAACUCGAGGAAGGGUAUCUGAAGACUAAGCCUUGGACAUAUCCCGAGAAUAGGACGCGGAGCAAUUCUGGCCUACAGAAUGUUACCCCCAAGGCGUCAACAGAAAAUCUCAAGACAACGGCUAAGUUACAGGCGGAGGGCUCAGUGAAACCCCCGCCUCUACAAUCGCCAGCGGCUCAUCAACCACAAACAUAUCGGCUUUUUGGCACAUACAUGAACAGUGUAGCUACCUACCAAGAUUCAAGCACUGCGUGGCUAUCCUCCGAUGGCGUAUUCAGCUGGGUGACAUCAACAGUCUACCAAAGAUUUGCUGGAGGGGGUUACAUGAAUGGGAUCAAGCUCGUAAGGGGCUAUUCAGAGUCAGGCAAAAACAAGGAAAUCAAACGCCCUCCAACACCUACAACAGCAACAUUGCCGCCUCAUCCAACUGAGGACGACAACCCAGACAAGUCGCUCAAGCGGCGAUCUGCCCCGCCUACCACGCGUCCAGGUACUACGGGUGACGAGAGAGAUGAAAGCGGCACUAGAGUGGAAAUUGAACGAAGGGAGAAUCAACUCAAGCGCCAUUUAUCCUCUUAUAUCGAAGGCGCCGGUGAUCCUGAAAAACAAGAGGAACACAUCAGGCUACGUGAGGAGCAAGAGAUUCAGGAUGACUAUCAAGGUCAAGAUGGUGAGACACAGGGACGCGAGAUCGAGCAUCUAGUUCUGGUAACACAUGGCAUUGGUCAAAUGCUGAGUAUGAGAAUGGAGAGUGUUAAUUUUGUCCAUGAUGUUAAUAUGCUUCGAAAGACUUUAAAAGGCGUUUAUGCUCACUCUGAAGAUCUAAAGGCGCUCAAUUCCGAUAGCCAGGAAGGGCCUGGAAAUUCUAAAAUUCAGGUUUUACCAGUCUGCUGGAGGCAUCUACUUGACUUUCCAAAAAGACGAGAAAGGAAAGGCGAAACGGAUUUGGGUGACGUGGUACAGGAAGACGAUGAAUAUCCCUCUCUUGAAGAUAUCACUGUUGAGGGCAUGGCUUUUGCAAGGUCGCUCAUUUCCGACCUGGCGCUUGAUGUUCUUCUGUACCAGAGCGCCUAUAGGGAACAAAUCACGGAGAUCGUUUUGAAGGAAUCAAACAGGAUUUACAAACUCUUCUGUGAUAGAAAUCCAGAGUUCAAGGGCAAAGUUCAUAUCAUCGGCCACUCCCUUGGAUCAGCGAUCAUGUUUGACAUACUAUGUCGGCAAAAGCAGACAGCCGGCAAUGUCGAGCCACUACGUAACCCUCUUAAAAUUUGGCCUUCUCAGGAGCGCGCAGAACCUUCUAAGGACAUAAAGGAACUUACGUUUGACUUUAAUGUUGAAGAUCUUUACUGCCUCGGUUCGCCUGUCGGCUUGUUCCAGAUGCUGAAAGGACGAACUAUUGCCUCCAGACAUCAACCAAAUGCCGCGCCUUCGGAAAGUCCCCUCACUCCAGAAUAUAUGGAGGAUCCAUUCAUGUCGACCUCUAAUCCUUCAGGACAAAGGCUAUCGGCUGUUACUGGCCUACCCCUUUCUGUCUCAUCUCCAAAAGUUGCACAACUGUUCAAUAUUUUCCAUCCAUCAGAUCCUAUCGCAUAUAGGCUAGAACCAUUGGUCUCCUCGGCGAUGUCUUCCCUGAAGCCACAAGCUCUCCCAUACACCAAAAAGGGCAUAUUUGGGGCGGUGGCUCCGCAAGGUUUAUCUGGAAUUGGUGUCAAAGUGGGACAGAGCGUCAGUGGUUUAUGGUCAAGCUUCAGCGCAGGCAUUGCUAGUAGUCUUCUCCGCGGUAGCCUAGGGCUCACAAAUGCGGAUAUCGCCAACUUCAAUGCCGCAAAUUCUCCAGCAAAUACUUCCUCUUCUGGAGUCAGUGCUGGCACGGCUCUACCCCAGGGCACCGCUUCAAGUGCAGGGGCCUCUAAUGCUACCGCGCAGCUGGAGAAAACCGAUGCCCGCAAAAAGGCACUUGCGCGGCAAAAUUCAUCUACUCCCAGAUCCGCGGAUCCCAGUACACCUGGUGGAAACAUUGCUCAUGACUCAACUCUCAUUGAUGACGAUUUAGAGACGCUCUACGCCCGCUUUCAGAAAAAGAGGGUAGAGGAACAUAAGGAUAGCGUAAGUCGCGCCGAAGAAGGCCAAGAGCUAGGUGCAGCUUGGGCAGCGGAGGAAUUAAAGGCCCAGAAACUGAGGAAAGAGGAAUUGAAAGUACGAGCACUCAAUUGGAAUGGGCGUAUUGAUUACACUAUCCAGGAGAGUGCCCUUGACUUCAACCCGAUGAAUACCAUCGCCUCACAUCUGAGCUAUUGGCAGGACGAGGACGUCAAUCACUUCAUUUGUUCACAGCUCCUCUGUAAUCGCGAGACACGAUCUAGAAUGUAUCAGCCUCGACAUAACAAGCCGGACCGAUACAUGUGAGCAAAACGAAGACUGUCUAUCUAGUCAAGAAUUCUCAACGCUCGCCUCGCCUCGCCUUUUGCUUUCCAUUUUCUCAUACCAAAUCUUUCUCUUUUUUUUUUGUGCCUUUCCCUCAUGGAUGAUAGAUGGAUUUGCAUAUAGAUGAUUGGAUAGAUGUAUACCGCGCCCAGUUUCGGGCUAGUUGGUGUAUGUAUAGGAAUAAUCAGAUAGAUACUCCGCUAUACAGACCAGGUGUUCUUAGCGAAUUGGUCUGUUGGAUCAGCACUGAAAUGUGUAUCUGUCUCCUGCGGCGCGUUCGAUGAGACCGCCCUUGGCUGGAGCAUAUAAGAAUUCUGAAGACUUGAUAGAAGAGGCAUAGAAUAGUCGUGAGAAUAGAUCAUGUAGAGCAGAAAUCAUCAGCUCUAUAUAUCUGUUGGUCGAUUAUCGUUGAAUCAAUUGGCUGCAUAGUGUCGCGAGGUGUGAGAGUUCUUAGCAUGAGAAAUGUCCAUGGAAGACAAUACAUUACUAGUGCGCAGAUGUUAUCAAGUCUAUGUAUGUACCUGUCGUCACUCAUCUCACUGAUGCUUUCUCAACUCACAAUUUCGAGAUUGUUGCCCCGGGAGCACAAUAUAAUCAUCUAUACUUCGCUGGCUAUCCUCGUCACAAUCAGUUGCGACAUAGCAUAAGCAUCGGAUAUU